This is a messenger RNA of Lathyrus oleraceus (garden pea), 600 nucleotides long. RefSeq lists its product as uncharacterized. The transcript is spliced from 2 exons. Lineage: Eukaryota; Viridiplantae; Streptophyta; Magnoliopsida; Fabales; Fabaceae. The coding region runs from base 1 to 600 and encodes 199 amino acids. The record is from RefSeq and is a predicted model, not a curated record.
AUGCCUUCGUAUGCUAAAUUUCUGAAAGAAAUCCUAACCAAUAAGAGGAAGCUCGAUGAAGAUGGAACUGUAGUGCUAACUGCAGUGUGUAGUGCUAUAAUCCUCAAUAACUUUCCACCCAAAAUUAAAAGACCUAGGGAGUUUCUCAAUUCUUGUGUUAUACGUAAAUUCAUCAUCGACAAAUCGUUAUUCGGUUUAGGAGAUAAUGUUAGUCUGAUGCCUCUUUCCAUCUGCGAGAGGCUCAAUUUAGGAGAUUUAAAACCAACAAAGAUGUCUCUUCAAUUGUCUGAUCGAUCAGUAAAAUACCCAAUAGGAAUACUGGAAGAUAUCCCAGUAAGAAUCGGCCAGUUGUAUGUUCCUACAAACUUUGUAGUAAUGGACAUUAAAGAUGACUCUCACAUCUCGAUCUUCUUAGGUAAACAUUUCUUAACUACUGCAAGUACAAUAAUAUAUGUAAAGAGAGGAAAGCUUACCUUCGAGUUCUUAAAGGAAUUGUCGUUAGAAACACCACCGAUGGUAGAGUUGGUUGUGCCUCCGACACCGACAACAAAAGCAAAGGAAGAUGAGGCGAAGAUUUAUUUAGAUAAAGGUUUAGAAUAA